Messenger RNA from Coccinella septempunctata (seven-spotted ladybird), 2629 nucleotides. It is a transcript of the gene Ork1, whose product is annotated as open rectifier potassium channel protein 1. NCBI's taxonomy places the organism in Eukaryota, Metazoa, Arthropoda, Insecta, Coleoptera, Coccinellidae. Bases 447 to 2471 code for a protein of 674 amino acids. Gene Ontology annotation, cellular component: membrane. The transcript has 6 exons. Gene Ontology annotation, molecular function: potassium ion leak channel activity. The record is from RefSeq and is a predicted model, not a curated record. Gene Ontology annotation, biological process: potassium ion transmembrane transport; stabilization of membrane potential.
AAAAAGUGUCAAGUUGAAUGGAAACUGGGGGACACAAAUCAGUUUAUCUUACGUUUAGAGGUAUCAAUUCAAUCAGUUUAGUACAUACCUCAGAUAAAUCCGAGACUCAUAAUAAUCUCUUCGAACAGUUUCCUCCUGUCAGUCUGGUGAUUCUUCCGUAGUGAUGCCUUCAAUAUGAAAUUCAAAUGUUACAAUUCUGAUCGACACACCUCUGAAUUAGUCUAUUCAAAAUUCGUGUUCAUUGUUCAUUAUGCCCUAUUGUUGUUCAUUUUGUUGAUGUUCGAUUUUCCUGAACAAUCUUUUGUAACUUAGUUUAGAAUAGACGACUUCUAGUGCCUUUCGGGAGUGAAUUAUUCGUAAAAAAUCCAGAAAGCCGUCACAUUUCUGCACUAUUGAGCAAUUGGUAUUUUGGAUUCAGUUGGAAAUUUUGAUGAUUGCUUCAGGAGAUGAUGUCCACAAAGAAUUUCGUUAUAGUACUCCUAGUAUUCUGUGUGUAUCUUCUUCUCGGUGCAAUGAUUUUUUAUGGUACAGAGUCAGCAGAAGAAAGAAAAAGGAUCGUACAUGAAGAAGAACAAAGGAAGCUAGUCAAAGAAGUAAUCAAACAAUAUCAGCAAAAUAAGGAGAAUAAAGAAGAAUUAUUCGAAGCAUUAGAAGUCUAUUGUGGAAAACCAAUCAAGAAUGUUAUCACCAAAGUGGAUCCGAAAUGGGAUUUCUACCAUUCCCUUUUCUUCGUUGUGACUGUGGUCAGUACUAUUGGUUAUGGAAACCUAGCUCCCACUACGAUGUUUGGAAGAAUUUUCAUGAUAUUUUAUGCCCUUGUUGGUAUACCCAUAAAUGGAUUUAUAAUGAUAGCUUUGGGUGACUUUUUCGGAAAAUCAUUCACGAAACUAUACAACAGAUGGAAAGAUUCCAAGAGAGUAAGGCAGGUUGAUCCAUCCAGGCUUGGACUUGUAGCUCAAAUAAUACUUUAUCUAGUGCCUGGUUUCACAUUCUUCAUAUUCGUACCAUCUAUAGUUAUUUCUGCUUUUGAAGGAUGGAGUUACUACGAAGCUGUUUAUUUUUCCUUCGUUACUUUAACUACAAUAGGAUUUGGAGAUUAUGUUGCAGGUGAAGCUCAAGGGGAUCUAGGAUACCUGUACUACAAUUUUUACCAAGUGUUUCUCUUAGUAUGGAUCAUAGGAGGCUUGGGAUACGUUGUAAUGAUCCUCAAUUUUAUUGGUAAAGGUAUGCGAAGCAAAAAACUGCAGGAGUUAGAACAUAAGAUCGCCUACAACAUAAUGAAAACUCCUACGAGGAUAAGACAGGAACUGAGAUCAAUUCUUGCAGAAUUCCUCAUGGUACGAGUCAAGAAAGUAUAUAAAGAGUUCGAUUAUGAGCCCCAAAAACUCGUGAGAAGUCAGAGCUGCCCUACCUUAACCGUGUAUAGCCCUUCAGGAUAUCUAAAUAAUCUAGAUAGAAAAAGGGCUUUCUCAGAAUGUCAAGAUACUUUCAUACUGCAGAGGAUUCAGAGCGAUACGGAUCUGGAAAGGAUAGAUAAGGAACUGACGUUCCAGGGUACAGACCAACAAACAGAUCUGAUUAUUAAGGUUGUUGAUGCCUUGAGCACGCACGAUUAUGUUGACUCAGAACCUGGAUGUUAUGAGGGAUUUUCAGAGAGGGAAAUAUUAGCAAGUGAACAAUACGAUUCAGAGUGGUCCUUGGCGAGUCAAAGAGCAGCACUUCCUCCAUUUAGACAUAGAGCAGCUAGUGACGUACGAUAUCCGUCGCACCCAAGAUUGCAGAAUGAAAAUGAACAUACUUGGUAUGGGCAAACAUACCUAGCAAGGUAUGCAAAACUUAUUAAAGACGAUAAGUCGACAUCUGAACCCAACAACGAGGUCCAAAAAGACGUUCCAGGUUUCUUCAAGCGAAUCAAGAACACAAUUCUAUCGAAAGAUAGAAAUGAUGACGUGGAAAAAGGUAACGAACAAUCCAGACCAACACAAGAAGAUAGAAAUCGCGAGCUCUCACUUGCUGAAAAUGAGCAUAAACAAAUCCUGGAGAAGACUUCCGUAGCAGAUUUACUUCGGGCACUGACUGCUUUGUCGGACUCAACCUCUGGAUCCAGUCAACAAGAUGGAAAUAAGCGUGUUAGGCGAAUGCCCAUAAGAUCUAACUUCCAAAAUAGGAGAACCUCACUUAUGCCAAAUAUCCAACCUGCCACAACUAAUUACAAAAUGAACAGAAGAUCUUCUUUGAUACCCAUAUCUGAUUACUCUAGAUUUUCUACCUCAGCUUUGCCAUAUCCUGGACCAAGGAGAUCGUCCUUAGCGCCAGUUUCGGAGUUGCCACCACCUUAUCAUCAGGUUACACAACAGGAUGCGCCGUUGCCCUUGAAUCCUUCCAAGAUAAGAAGGUUUUCUGUGCGACCAGUUGCAAAUUCGAAUACAUCGUCUCAAAGAUUUUCAAAGAAAGGAGAGGAACCCUCAUGAAAACAAAUGAUAUCUCAUAUCUUAUACUAUUUAUUAUGAUAAAAUUUUUUAUCUGUUGAAUAAUUAUUAAGUAAAUUAUUUAUUUAAACCUGUAUCAGGUGACGAUUCAUAAAGAUAAUAAAUUCGUUGACGUGAAAAACUUGAUGAUGAAAAAUUCA